Molecule: messenger RNA, 2235 nt
Organism: Panonychus citri (citrus red mite)
Lineage: Eukaryota; Metazoa; Arthropoda; Arachnida; Trombidiformes; Tetranychidae
Product: putative inorganic phosphate cotransporter
Exons: 5
Coding region: 523-2034 (503 amino acids)
Biological process (GO): transmembrane transport; monoatomic anion transport
Molecular function (GO): transmembrane transporter activity
Source: RefSeq, a predicted model, not a curated record
GAAUUAAAAAAAAAUGAGAAUCUCAAUUGAUUUACACCAGUUAAUUUUCAAAAUUAGAAUCACAAUUAACUCUUGUAACUUUUUAUUUCUUUUUCCUUUCGACUACAAUCAAAUCUCUCUUUCCAUGUAAAUGUAUCUUUCUCAACAAUCUGUUGAUUGUCAAUCGUAAUUUAUAUUCUCUCCUCUUUUACUACUCUAAUUAUCUCAUCAUCAUCAUCAUCACAUUGAUCAUGAUCUUUACCAUUAAUCUGAUCAAUUUAAGUCCAUCACCUCCUCCUCAUCUUCCUACCUCCUUGUGAUUCCCUCGUCUCUAUUUAAGGAUGAAUUUUUCACGAUUUGAGAAUGACUUUAAUCCAGUUAAUCCAUUUAUCGAGUUGAUUAGUUUCUCCCUUUAAUCCUUUUACCUUUUUGUUUAGAUUUUCCUUUUUUUUUCCUUUUUUCGAUGUCGUUUAUUUUUCCCUUUUCCUUUUUUACCUUUUAAUCUCAGGUAGUUUGAAAUUAGAAAAGACCAAAGUGAUAAAAAUGACGAUCAGUAUUCGAGAAUCUCUUUCAAUUAAAUUGUCCAAUGUUUCUAAUUUGCGACAACAAUUAGAGAAAAAAUCUUUGUUCCCUUUUCGUUAUUUUGUGAUACUUUUACUCUUCUUCGCGGCCACAAUUAGUUUCGCUGUUCGAUGUGUCAUAAAUGUCGCUAUAUUGGCCAUGGUCAACGAAGAUUCAACAACGUCAACAGAUCAACUUAAUUCAACGGUGAUAAAAGAUGAGAUUAAAUUCAAUUGGGACCAACAGGAUCAAGGUCUUGUAUUGGGAGCCUAUUUUUACACAUAUACGGCCGCUCAAAUUAUCUCAGGUAUUUUGACCGAUAAAUUCAACGCUGUCCACUUGAUGACGGCCUCGCAAUUGGCUGCGAUCGCUUGUACCUUCUUGUGUCCCAUUGCCGCUGAAUAUGGGAUAAUCUACCUGGUCGCAGCUCGAAUGGCCCUUGGCUUAGCCCAUGGGUUAUUGUUCCCUUCCUGUUAUAUACUCAUGGAAAGGUGGUUAGUACCCACGGAAAAAGCAUUUGCCCAAAGUUGUGUUGCUGUUGGAUCAAAUUUCGGCAUAGUAAUUAUCAUGCCGUUAACCGCUUGGUUAUGUGAUAAUGGAUUCGCGGGUGGUUGGCCUUCAGCAUUUUAUGUAACCGCAGCGGUCAACAUUUUAUUCAUAAUUAUCUGGAUAAUCACCAUGACUCUUGACCCUUCGGAUAAUCGUUGGGUAUCACAAUCGGAGAAAAAUUUUCUCGACAAAAUGACCAGUGCUAAAGUGGUCAAAUCAAAGAUCACCAAAACCCCAUGGAUUAGCAUGUUAACCUCUCUACCUCUUUGGUCAGUUAUGAUAACUCGUGGUAUCAAUGGGCUAAUCUAUUAUGCGAUUAACACAAAGAUACCCGUUUAUAUGGAAAUGGUUCUAGGUUAUCAAUUACAAGGGAAUGGAUUAAUUAAUUCACUUUUUUAUGUUGCAAUUUGUUCAACUCAAUUAAUCUCUGGACCAAUGGCGAGAUGGGUGAUUGGUAAAAAAUGGUUCUCUAGGACAGUUACUCGAAAAAUAUUUGAAUCGAUUGCUCUUUUUGGUACUGCUCUUUGUUUGGGUAUCAUACCAAGUCUUGGAAAUCGACCUGACGUGAUUAUAAUUGUUCUAAUCGCAAGUAUGUUCUGUAAUGGAUUUACCAUUGGAGGUGAUACACCGAUAGUCAUGGAAAUGGCUCCGCAUCUUGUUGGUACUGCUUUUGGUUUCGCUAAUACCCUUGGUUGUGCUUCGGGUUUUAUCGCCCCCGUGAUAAUAGCAGCGAUUAUUGGUGAACAAGUUCAUUCUCAAAGUCUAUGGAAUACAACAUUUUAUACUUUCGCUGGGUUACAAAUGAUCGGAGCUUUUUCAUUUUUAACCUUUGCCACAACGAAGCCUCAACCUUGGGGAACAGUUGAAACACCAUCAAAACCAAAGGAUAAAACGGAAAUUAACUCCAAUCCGGAAGAUCUGUACGAUAUUUCAUCCAAAGUUUAAUCCACUGUUAUAAUCCAUCAAUACCUCAGAUCAUCUUUAUUGUAGAAAUUAAUUACAAUUUUAUUCACUCGCAAUUUCAUUCAUGCAAUCAUAUCGUUGAAUUAGUACCCGUUAUUCAAUUAUCAUCCCCACUCAUCAAUUUCAUUAACUGUCCUGUUUGAAACAAUUAAUAUUGAUAAAUGGAUUCAUUUGUAUACAACA